Messenger RNA from Pseudomassariella vexata, 2412 nucleotides. RefSeq names its product fungal-specific transcription factor domain-containing protein. The transcript has 2 exons. Gene Ontology annotation, biological process: positive regulation of transcription by RNA polymerase II. The record is from RefSeq and is a predicted model, not a curated record. Bases 1 to 2145 code for a protein of 714 amino acids. NCBI's taxonomy places the organism in Eukaryota, Fungi, Ascomycota, Sordariomycetes, Amphisphaeriales, Pseudomassariaceae. Gene Ontology annotation, molecular function: zinc ion binding; DNA-binding transcription factor activity, RNA polymerase II-specific; transcription cis-regulatory region binding. Gene Ontology annotation, cellular component: nucleus.
AUGCCACAGUCACCGGCCGAGAAUGGCAAUAAUCAGCAGCAGCAGCGCGGCCAGGUGCAGGCUAGCUUCAAGGUCAAUGCCAAGCCCAAGACUAGGUCCCGCAACGGUUGCCCGACAUGCAAGGCUAAACGGCUGAAGUGUGACGAAAACAAGCCAUUCUGCAAUCAGUGCAUCAGAAAUGGACGCAAAUGCCCCGGAUAUAACCAAGCGUUCAGGUGGUCGACGAAGCAUGAGAAGGCCUUGAUCGCCAAAGCCAGGGGUCCGUCCAAUCUCAAGGAUCUCGUCACUGCCACUUCUAACACCAUUACUCCACAUGAAGCGCUGGCAGGGGACACGUCUAACAUCAAUCAAGGGCAACCCAUCGAGGUCGACCCAGCCGGGGCUAACGAACAGGGGCAAGGAGGCUGUGCAGACCUCAAUGGCUUGCCAGACGGUGGUGGCAUGUUGACCCCGAUGCUUGACAACAUCAUGAUGCCCGAAUUUGAGUACGGCAUCGAGGACCUGCUUCAGGAUAUAUGGGAGGAACAGCCAGUGGCAUGUGGACCUUCACCGCCAGCGGAUGACGUGGGGCAUGAUGCCCCUUUCAUAGACCAGUCGCUGCCACUGGAGUCUUCGUUGAGUCCCAAAUCACCCUUUUCCUUCUGGAGUGCAGGCUUUUCCUUCAGUCCAUCCGACCAGCCCAUGUUCCCGCAGAUCCCACGCACCAUCACUGAUCGCUCCUCACUUCUUGUUGAGGAGUGGUUCAAGCAUGUAUGCUCCAUGUGGUCCAGCUACGACUCUGAGGUCAACUUGAAUCGGAAACUUGCAUCGGAUACAUGGACAAGGUCAGAGGCCGUCAUGAACUGCCUGCAGAGUAUGUCCGCGACAUGUCUAAGCUCGCAGAUGCCCCAAAUGAGGCAGGUGGCCAUAUCCUAUCUGAAGGGUGCGAUAAGGGCGAUACAGCGGGAUCUCAAAGCGGCGGGGCAGGGCCCAACCCUGGGGGCAUUUCCUACCGAUCUACUUCUUGCUCUCUGUUGCGUUGGCACGGCGGCCUGCUGGAUUAACACCAAGGAGAUUGGCGGGCAGUUCUUAAGGGAGGCAAAGACACUGCUCAAACGAAUCAAUCAAGAAUCCGACCGACUUUCGGCCCAAGACCGCCAGACCUUGUCUUUCUUUAACAACAGUCUUAUCUACUGGAACAUGCUCGUAGCCGUCGUAUCCGACGAACCAGAUGAUUUAGGCACCCCGAGGCUGAAGGAGCCCCAGGAUAGCCAGGUCUCGGGGCCGAUAAUACCACACCCUUGGACCGGUGUCUCGGCCACGGCACAGCGCUUGUUUGCGCAGGCCAUCAAGCUCUGUCGUAGGUUUAGGCGCCAUCUCAAGAAGGACUCCAUUUCCACUAUGAGAAGUCUGCAGACUGCUCUCAGAGACAUCAAAGAGGCACAGGAGAUCGAGGAGGAACUACUCGGACUCGAACACUAUAGUGUUCAUGAAAUCUCGGACACUGGAGAUAGGAUGACUCCCAGAUCUCACUUUGUCGAUGUUGCCGAGGGAUAUCGUCUGGCGUCAUUGUUGCAGCUCUACCAGACAUUCCCCGACUUGGUGGCACGGCGACUACCGGAAGACACAACAGAGUCCUCCGUCGUGCCGUGGGACCGGUGGAUCGUACCUCUCAGUCUUCGGCUGGUCAACACGCUGAAGAAGAUCCCGCCCAGCUCCGGGACUCGAUGCAUUCAGCCCCUGCUGUACUUGUCCGCCAGCACCGGGCUGAGGUUCGACGUGGAGACGCUGAUACAGCAACAGCAGCUGCAAGAGAAGCAACCAAAUCAACCGAGAGACCAUUCUCCUAUCCAAGAUACGUUCAAUGAGACCAAUGGCAUGCCUUCCACUCUGGAGAUGGAAAUGAGUGCGUUCAUGGAUCUAGAACCCAAGGAAGACCCUCCCAUCUCGCUGACGAGAAUGUCGAUCGAGGUCAGCCAUGCGCGGCGCUUCAUCAUGGAGCGUCUGAGUGCGUUGGAGCACAAUUUGCCACCUGCGCCAGUUCUGGUUGCCAAGGACCUGGUCAAGGCGAUCUGGGCUGGUUAUGACUCGGAGCAGCCUGGAACAAACUACACCCACUGGAUUGAUGUCAUGGAGGCAUCGAAUCUGCGGACAAUCUUUGGUUAAGAUCCGAACGCAGGGACGUGGGCAGCUGGGUUUAUGUAGUGAGUGGUAUAAUUCACUUGCUGAUGAUUUGACGACAUGGUGUGGAACGGUAUUGGGAUAAGGUCGGGUCGGGUAUGGAGCGGGAUCACUCGGGGGUAACUGGACGGGCAAGGCGCAGAUUGAAUCUGCCUGUAUACUUGUUUAUAUCGAAUUGGAUAGGUCAUGGGGCUAGGAGGUAGUCGGUUUUCGAUAACGCGGUAGAUUGGUGAUAGCUCUACCAAAAAAUGG